UCUUCCCCUUUCUUCCCCCGCUUUUUUUUCCUUUUGUUUCUCUUUUUUUCCUCCCCUUUUGAAGGAGCUUAGCCAGCAAAUCCCUUAUUCAAACUACCCCCUUUUCUAUCUGAUUUUUGUGGGACUGCUGCUUUGCUUCGCAAACCUGAACUACCCAGAGAAGUGAUCCUGGCUCUUCUAGUCAGCGUCCAGGUCUGAGGCCUUGUGUUGCCAUCUUGCAAUGGCCAACUGGUAGCAGUUUCCUUUUGUGCUCCGUUCGUGGCUGUGAGAGGGACAGGCCCCUUCCCCUCUAGAUCUGAACUGAAACAGACGGUCCAGCCCUCAUCAUGGGAGCUGCCUGGCUGGUUGGAUUGACAGUACUUGUUUGCAUCUGGUUUCACAAAGUUGCUGCUCAGAAUCUCAUAAAAAACCCCAGGGACCAGAAAACAGAACAUACGCUUUUGAUUAACGAAGUCAAUGCUGACAGCCCAGGAGAGGACACUUCUGAGUUUGUGGAGCUCUAUCACACCAGCGGUCAAACAGCCCACUUAGAUGGCUACUAUCUGGUCUUUUACAAUGGCAAUGGAAACCAAGCUUACAAAGUUUUGAACCUUCAGGGUAAAGUUACUAACAGCCAAGGGUUCUUUCUCAUUGGCUCCUCUUCUAUAAACCCUGCUAUGGUCAUUCCUAAGAACACCAUCCAGAACGGCCCUGAUGCUAUUGCUCUGUACUAUGGGAAAGGGAAUUACAAGGAAGGCAUGAGCGUCACAAGUGAUGGUCUGGUCGAUGCCUUGGUCCAUAAGAUUAAGAAGACAGACAGAGCAGAUACAUUGGUCAGUAUACUGACCCCUGACAGAGAUGCUUUCCUGGAGGACCCCACUUUCAGGACCUCAGAUGAGUCAAUAGAGAGAUGCCGCGGGGCCAAUUCUCAAUGGAUCUUCCAAGUGGCCAUGCCCAGCCCAGGCAAAGACAACCACUGCAUCCUAACUUCUCAGCUGAAUGCAUCUACUGUCCUGAUCAGUGAGGUCCAUGCUGUCUCUUCUUCUGAAGAAUUCGAGUAUAUAGAGCUUCAGGGUCCCCAUUCUGCCACACUGAGGGACAUUGUUCUGGUGCUGAUCGAUGGACGGACCAAAGACAUUUAUUUCACCAUGGACGUUUAUGGCAAAACCUCACCGGAUGGGCUACUUCUGAUCGGUCCAGCCCAAAGCAAAACCCCAGUGGAUUUGCCAUUCCCACAGAACACUAGCAGCCCCAUCCUCAGAGAUGGCGCCAAUGCCAUUGCCCUCUAUAGAGGCAACAGCAGCAGUGUUGUCCUGGGGAAAGCACUGCCAGUGAGUGGCCUGUUGGAUGCCUUCGUAUACACGAGCAACGAGGGACCAGACCCUGAGCUGCUGGAGAUCCUGAAUAUAUUGGAUUUGCCAUUCCCACAGAACACUAGCAGCCCCAUCCUCAGAGAUGGCGCCAAUGCCAUUGCCCUCUAUAGAGGCAACAGCAGCAGUGUUGUCCUGGGGAAAGCACUGCCAGUGAGUGGCCUGUUGGAUGCCUUCGUAUACACGAGCAACGAGGGACCAGACCCUGAGCUGCUGGAGAUCCUGACCCCUGGCAGACCUGCCUAUGAAAAAAAAUGGCACCAGCUGGGUGACGUGUCCAUGAGCCAAUGCAACUGCUGUUCUGUGACUAGGGAUUCUUUGUCCUAUGUCCUCAGCAGCCCCACCCCUGGCAAGUUCAAUGAUUGCCCCAGCAAACGCUUCAGCCAGACCAUCUCCUUCUGCCUUCAUGUAGCAGAUUGCCAGGAGUGGCUCCUGAAGUCGGAAGAGAUCCUGAUGGGUCUAGUCCAAGCCCUAGACAGGUCCUGCAGCUGUGGAAUCUCUGUUGCCUACUUCAAAGAUUCCAAGGCGGUCUGCCAGGACCUGGGGCUUGUAUUCACCACCCUGCUAAAUGCCAGGUCAGAAGACCAGCUGAGCAGCCUGCUGCUAGCCUUCAAGACCUUCCUAGAAAGCCCCAGAGUUUUGAGUUUUGACAGAAGGAACAUCACAGCAGGAAGCUCCUGCUUCAAGGACAUUAAUGUGCCAGAAUCGCCUCCAGGUGUCCCAUCACACAUACCAGAAGGGACGCAAGAGCCCUCUGCACAAGCGGCCAAACUACUCAUCAGUGAGAUAAACCCAGACAAUCCAGGCGGAAGAGAGGACACAGAGUAUGUCGAACUCUUCUACACUGGACGGAGACGCUUUGACCUCCAGGGAUACUGGUUGGUCCUCUACAAUGGUAAAAAUAGCCUGGCCUACCGGGUGUUGGACCUGUCUGGAUAUCAUACAAAUGAGUUGGGUUACUUCCUAGUGGGGAGCGGUGCUGUGAGUCCACCACCUAUGAUCAGGCUGCCCUCAAACACCAUCCAGAAUGGGGCAGACGCUGUGGCUCUCUACUACAGCAACACCACCUUUUACAAGGUGAACAUGGCCGUGACUGCAAAGGGGCUGGUGGAUGCAGUGGUGUACACAUCCCGAAUGUCGGAAAAGGCAGACCAGCUGAUCAAAGUGCUGGUACCAGGGCAGAGUAUCCUGUACGAAAAUGAUUCUCACAGCACUGAAGAUGAGUCUCUGAGCCGCUGUAACAGCUUGAGUGCAAUACUCCAGAGCAGCUUCCAGGUGACCGUGAUGACACCGCUUCAAGAGAACUCCUGCAGCAACUCCUCAGCUCUGCUUCCUAGCGAUUCUGCCAUCCUCAUCAAUGAGCUGUGUUUGGUUAAUAGCACUGCUCCCUAUCCCUUCAUUGAGCUGAAGGGGAAGCCUGGAGCUAGCCUGAAAGGACACAGCCUGGUAUUCUUCUCUGAGAAAGAGGGUAAAACCUAUGCUAGCAUCCCGCUGUGGGGCACCUUUGGAGUCACGGGCCUGUUUGUGGUUACACUAGACGGAGGGCCCAAGCAUGAUGAGAUGAAGCUGACUUUCAAGGACAUCUCUGCUGCUAGUGAAGGCUAUAGUGCUAUUGCUGUGUACAACACCAAUCUGAUUCCUGGUGACAUGAAGGCAACAUCAGAGAACCUGGUGGAUGCUGUGGUUUACACAUGUGGGCCCAGCACAGUUGGAAGACAUUUGAACUUCCUUGGACCAUCUUACGUUGUGCCCUGCAAGGAUGACAGGCCUCUAUCUCUGAGCCGUUGUUCCUGCUGCAAUGGGAGCGCAGAGCUGCAGUUUGCUGUCUCGGACCCUACGCCUGGCUUGCAGAACAUAUGUCCCCAGAACUCCUUUGCGGUGGAUCUUAAUCUGUGUUUCCUGACACCCAAUUGUUCCACGUGGACCCUGAACCACGAGAGGAUGCUGAAAAGCAUGGGAAAGAUGUUGUUGAACUCUCUAGAGGAGAACUGCUCCUGUGGUGUCUCUGAGCUCUACCUACAGGAGCUGAACCUGACAUGCGUGGACUCCCUGCUGAAGGUCUCAGGCCAGAUGUGGGCCCGACUGCCGGAGGAGCAGCAGUCCAUCAUAGCCUGGCGCCAAGGCUUCCUGGCCAGCCCCCACCCCUUCUCUGUGGAAGGGAGAAUGCUGAAAAGCAGUGCUGAGUGUGUCGCCUUGAAAAGUGCACCGUCGAUGUUGCAGAGUAGUUCCUCCUUCCAGGGCUGGGAAAUUGCCCUGUUUGUUGUGGGAUCUCUCCUCCUCUUGCUCCUGUUGGUUGGCCUAGCAUUUUACUUCAUCAGAAGACAUCCCCUAAAUUACACCAGCAUCGAAAUGAACGACCGCAGGGAGAUUGCAGCAGAUUUCUAAUGCUCCCAGGCACAGUUGUGGUGGCAGGAUCCAUCGCCUCUGGGUCAGGCAUGUGUGUCUGUGGGUGGCAGACUGGCUGUCGAGUGCCAUCCUCCACCAGGAUUGCUGAAAGGACCUGCAAAACACUCACAAUACAGCUUUUUAUAUAUAUAUAUACAUACAUACAUACAUAUAUACACACACACACACACACACACACACACACACACACACACACACAUAUAUAUAUUUUAAUGCUUGAAUUAUUUUUACACUUCUAAAUUUUGGCCUCCAACUAAAGGAGUCCAAAAAAACAGGCUGGGGACUUCUUCUAGGCAAAGUUUAUGCUCACUGAGGUGACCAGAAAGAAAGAAAUGUCCUUGACUGAUGCAGAGGAAGGAUGUAUUCAUCUCCUCUUGAGAUUUGCUGCUGGAUGUUGAACAGAGGUCCCCUCACCUGGCAGUCCUUUCCCCUGGAAGGCAAGUCCAGUUACUAGUCACUCUGGACUCGACUGCUGCAGUGAAGAUACAUCAGCCCCCUCAAGCCCUUCUCAUCCAUGCAGGAGAGGUUUCUCAGCAUCAUACCCCUGAAAUCUCUCUCGAGCAGUUUGAGCAAGUCUGUACCAUUGGCAGCCUGCUAUAGGUGAGAGGUCUUACUGCUGGGAAUCAAAGCCAGGAGGACAUCCUGACCAGUUACAGAAGAAGGGUUUGAGGAGAAACAAAUACAUGACUCACGUCGGCACACAACUCAGCUCACAUCCCUUUAAACAUACAGUCCUGUGAGACUCUGACUGCAGCCUGUACCCUGGCCGGAUGCUGAGCAGCAGCAAAGGCUAGUGCCACACUCCAGAUUUGCUGGGAAUUUGGGGGCGAGGAGGGUGACCUAGGUGGAAGCUGCUUGGCUGAAGAAUCUGUUUCCCACACAAGUGAGAUUUAUCCCUAACUGUGUGGUGACUGAUGCCAUGCCUCCAGUAAUGGCCUCGGUGUACAGAGUAGUGGUCUCACUUCAUAGGCUUGACCACCCUGAGCAGCUCUACGCAUGGUGGCAGCUAGAACAGUCUCAGAUGUAUCCAGCCUGGUCACUGAUCAGGGGAUGUGUAGGUAAAAUGGAGAAAUAGAUCCCACACUUUUCUGAA
Molecule: messenger RNA, 4848 nt
Organism: Struthio camelus australis
Lineage: Eukaryota; Metazoa; Chordata; Aves; Struthioniformes; Struthionidae
Source: RefSeq, a predicted model, not a curated record